GGUAAUCAUGAUAAACACCACACCAUAGCUGCCUGUCCUGUCUAUCAUAACACCACCCCUCAGGAGUGUAAGAAACGCCAUGAAGAAUAUCUAAAGGAAAAACGUGAGCAGCAGAAGACUUUGGCCAGUGCUGACAGCAGACAUGGAUUAAGGAGACAGAGCCCAACACCAGAACAAAAAGUUAUCAAGGACAAGGUCAUUCAGGCAAGACAGAAAAAGCCAUCACAGAAUUCCGAGGAGAGUAAAAAGGAGCAAGCCAAGCACUUUCAACAGUUUGAGAAGUCCAGAGAGCCGUUGUUAAAGGGACUCACUUCAAACUUUGACCUCAAAUUGUUUCAACAAGCACAAUCCAAAGCCUGUGAAGAUCUAGAAUAUGAAAUCACUCAGCACUGCAUGUUAACAAGCCAGCAUGAAUACAGAAUCAAGAAAAUCCAGAUGGGGAAGUAUGAGCUGGACACAUGGUAUGCCUCCCCUUACCCAGAGGAGUAUGCCAGACUUCCCAAGAUUUACCUGUGUGAAUUCUGCCUCAAGUUUAUGAAAACUUCCACUAUAUUUAGAAGACAUAUGGCUAAGUGUGUGUGGCGGCACCCUCCUGGUGAUGAGAUCUACAGGAAGGGAAAUACAUCAGUCUUUGAAGUGGAUGGGAAGAAGAAUAAGAGUUACUGCCAGAAUCUGUGUCUGCUUGCCAAGUUGUUCCUGGACCACAAAACCCUGUACUAUGAUGUGGAACCUUUCCUAUUCUAUGUGAUGACAGAAGCUAACCAGUAUGGCUGCCAUAUCGUGGGCUACUUCUCUAAGGAGAAGAAUUCAUUCCUAAACUACAAUGUGUCCUGUAUUCUUACCAUGCCACAGUACAUGAGGCAGGGAUAUGGGAAGAUGCUCAUAGAUUUUAGUUAUCUAUUAAGCAGAGUGGAGGAGAAGAUUGGCUCCCCAGAGAGACCUCUCUCAGACCUGGGUUUAAUCAGCUACAGAAGCUACUGGAAAGAUGUGCUACUAGGCUAUCUGCAUGACUACAUCCAGCCAGAAAUAUCCAUCAAAGAUCUCAGUCAAGAAACUGCCAUCAAUGCCAAUGACAUAGUGAGCACCCUGCAGGCCCUGGGGAUGCUGAAGUACUGGAAAGGAAAACACUUAGUGCUCAAAAAACAGGAUCUGAUUGAAGAGUAUAUUGAGAAGAAAACAAGAAAAACGCAAGAAAAAGACAAUAGAAAAAUUGACAUUUCCUGUUUGAAAUGGACUCCCAUCAAAUACUCAUAGCUUCUUGUAUUGGAAUCAACAAAUUUUAUAAACCUCUGUAUGUAACCACACGGCAGUUAAAUUCUUUAUCUUUUUUAUUAGCAAAAUUAGAAAUAUCAGUUUCAAAAAAGUGCAUUUAUUUUAGGCAUAAUUAACUUUUUGUUAAAAAAGUUACCAUCUCAAUGUGGAGGUGUAAUAUAUGGAUAUGUAAUUUUUUUUAAUUUGUUAAAUAUUUAUAAUUGCUUAGGUAAUCUGAACAUAAAAUAACCUUGUCGAGAUGCAUGCAUGCUUGUGGUUGCAUAGCCAUGUCAAAGACCAGUUCAUUCUGGCAUGGAGAUAGAUACUGAAAAUAAUUUUAAGUGGUAUGUAGUACAUGUACUGUCUAGAACUAAGACAAGCACAUGACAUGGAUACUCCACAAAUGGUUGAGGCAUGUGACGUUACAUACACCUGAUGAGUGUUGUAGCAGAAUUACAGGUAUACUAUGGCAGAUGUUGAGAACUAAAACCCCAACAUAGUGGCUAUCACAGGCAUGCCUGGUCUUCUGUUGGCAACAGUGUUAUCACAUUUUAGUAGGCAGUAUAACUUUGUAUGGUGAACUAUAUAGAAGUCUUGUGUUAAUUGAAAUAACCCAGUUUGUUGCUACUGUGAUUUGAAAUUUAGAUUUUAUGUAUUUUUAAGAUUGUCAAAUAUUUGUAAAUGUUGACUAAUAUAUUGCUUAAAAGAUUAUCAGUCAUUUUUAUUUUACUUUUAUAAAAUUAAAAAUUUUGGUUGAUUUUUUUCUGUAUGCAGUAAUUCAAAGGUAUACUUUGUGCAACCAAACUAGGAUUGUAUAAAAGGUAAAAUGGUUUCAGUUAAUGGGAAAAUGGCAGAAUUCAAAGUUAAAGUAACUAUUACAAGCUGUUCAUACGCCCAGGUUUUCUCCAACCAUCUCCGUGAAAAGUGACAUUACAGGACUUUGCUCUCAAUGUGAACUUCAAUUACUUUUUCUCACUCAAAGGUAACUACCCCAUUCUGACUGAAAUGUAGCAUAAUUCUCUAUGGCAAACUUGGUAUAUCAUGACACACACA
This is a messenger RNA of Lingula anatina, 2304 nucleotides long. RefSeq names its product histone acetyltransferase KAT7-like. Gene Ontology annotation, molecular function: histone H3 acetyltransferase activity; histone H4 acetyltransferase activity; transcription coregulator activity. Gene Ontology annotation, cellular component: histone H3-K14 acetyltransferase complex; chromatin; nucleus. The record is from RefSeq and is a predicted model, not a curated record. Gene Ontology annotation, biological process: regulation of transcription by RNA polymerase II. Lineage: Eukaryota; Metazoa; Brachiopoda; Lingulata; Lingulida; Lingulidae.